Molecule: messenger RNA, 942 nt
Organism: Spirodela intermedia
Lineage: Eukaryota; Viridiplantae; Streptophyta; Magnoliopsida; Alismatales; Araceae
Source: the annotation of a GenBank genome assembly
AUGUGGACUCCACAGCGGCUGAGCAGCGGCGCCGGCGGCAGCGCAAGCCCCUUCUGGUGGAGGAAGAAGAAGAAGAGGAAAGAGGGAAAGAACAGCGGCGGCGGGCUGGGCCUGGAGAACUGUGCCUUCGUCCCCGACCACGACGAGUACUUCUUCCAUGGCGGCGAGAACCCGAGCCCCCUUGUCCAGCGGAGCCCAGUGAGCUACGCGCCGUCGCCGUCCCCCCUCUCCGGUCGCCAGCCGGCGAGCUUCGUCUCCUCCCUCCGGUCGCUCUUCCCGCUCCGCCGCCGCCCGCCGACGGCGGCGACGGCCCUCCGCCGGCGGCGGCUCACCGGAACUGUCUACGGACGGCGGCGGGGGAGGGCAAACUUCGCCGUGCAAGAGAACCCUUCGUCGGAGCCGCUCCUCCUUCUGGAGCUCGCCAUCGCCACCGACCGCCUGGUGAAGGAGAUGGCCGCCGGUGCAGUUCGGAUACUCCUUGAGUGCGACCGGCAGCGACCCUACUACCAGUCCUCGAUGAAGAAGAAGAGGACGAUGAUGAUGGGCAUGUGGCCAUUCUCGCCGGCGGCGCCGCCGCCGUCGACCUCCCUGUGGGAGGAGCCGGUGUGGAGCAUGUUCUGCAACGGGCGGCGCAGCGGCUUCGCUGUGUCUCACUCCUGCGGGGAAGACGACCUGCGGGUCCUCCGCGCCAUCCCGGCCGUCUCGGCCGGCGCCGGCGUCUUGUCGUUGCAGAGGGCGCCGGAACGAUCGCUGGAGAAGGGGGGCCUUCCGCUGCCGUACUCCGGCGGUGAAUCCCCCGAGGUGAUGUACAUGCGGGCCAAGUUCGAGCGGGUGGUGGAGAGCAGUGACUCGGAGGCGCUCUACAUGGUGAACCCCGACGGCGGCAGGGCCGGCGGUGGCAGAAGCGGCCCGGAGCUCAGCAUAUUCCUCCUGAGACUGUGA